Triticum turgidum subsp. durum (durum wheat) is the source of this 2475-nucleotide messenger RNA. The record is from the annotation of a GenBank genome assembly. Lineage: Eukaryota; Viridiplantae; Streptophyta; Magnoliopsida; Poales; Poaceae.
AUGGCCGCCGCCGCCGGUCCUCGGCUGCUCCCCUUGCUCCUGCUGCUGCUUCAGUUGCUCGCCGCCGCCGCGUCCGGUGUGACGUACGACCACCGCUCCCUCGUCAUCUCCGGCCGCCGCCGCCUGCUCAUCUCCGCCUCCAUCCACUACCCCCGCAGCGUCCCCGCGAUGUGGCCCAAGCUGGUGGCCGAGGCCAAGGACGGCGGCGCCGACUGCAUCGAGACCUACGUCUUCUGGAACGGCCACGAGACCGCCCCCGGCAAGUACUACUUCGAGGAGCGGUUCGACCUGGUGCAGUUCGCGAGGGUCGUCAAGGACGCCGGGCUCUACCUCAUGCUGCGCAUCGGCCCCUUCGUCGCCGCCGAGUGGAACUUCGGGGGCGUGCCUGCGUGGCUGCAUUACAUACCUGGAACGGUGUUCCGGACGAACAACGAGCCAUUCAAGUCUCACAUGAAGAGCUUCACGACGAAAAUCGUGGACAUGAUGAAGGAAGAACGGUUCUUCGCUUCGCAGGGAGGGCACAUCAUCCUAGCUCAGAUUGAAAAUGAGUAUGGGUAUUAUCAACAAGCGUAUGGAGCUGGUGGCAAGGCAUAUGCAAUGUGGGCAGGUAGUAUGGCUCUGGCGCAGAACACUGGCGUCCCUUGGAUCAUGUGUCAGCAGUACGAUGUUCCUGAUCAUGUGAUAAACACCUGUAAUUCGUUCUACUGCGAUCAAUUCAAGCCAAAUUUGCCAACCCAGCCAAAAAUUUGGACAGAGAAUUGGCCAGGAUGGUUCCAGACUUUUGGUGAAAGUAACCCCCACAGACCCCCUGAGGAUGUUGCGUUUUCUGUUGCACGUUUUUUUGGGAAAGGUGGCAGCGUUCAGAAUUACUAUGUGUACCAUGGUGGAACGAACUUUGAUCGUACUGCUGGAGGGCCGUUCAUUACAACUAGCUAUGACUAUGAUGCACCAAUUGAUGAAUAUGGCCUUAAACGACUUCCAAAAUGGGCACAUCUGAAGGAGCUUCACAAAUCUAUAAAAUUGUGUGAACAUAGUCUGCUUUCUGGAAACUCAACGUUACUCUCUCUUGGACCUCAACAAGAGGCUGAUGUUUACACUGAUCACUCAGGAGGAUGUGUUGCAUUCCUGGCUAACAUUGAUUCAGAAAAGGACAACGUUGUCGCUUUCAGGAACAGACAAUAUGAUCUUCCUGCUUGGUCAGUUAGCAUCCUACCUGACUGCGAGAAUGUGGUUUUCAACACUGCGAAGGUUCGAUCUCAAACUUUGAUGGUGGACAUGGUUCCAGAAACUUUGCAAGCAUCAAUACCUCAUCAGUGGAGCAUUUUCACAGAGAGAAUCGGCAUUUGGGAUAAAAAUGACUUUGUACGAAAUGAAUUUGUGGACCAUAUUAAUACAACAAAAGACUCUACUGAUUAUCUGUGGCACACUACAAGUUUUGAUGUGGACAAAAGUUAUCCUGCAAGUGGGAACCAUCCCAUUCUUAAUAUCGGCUCCAAAGGCCAUGCUGUUCACGCUUUCCUGAAUAAUAUGCUCAUAGGUAGUGCAUAUGGUAAUGGCUCAGAAUCAAGUUUCAGUGUGCAUAUGCCCAUCAACUUGAAGGCUGGGAAGAAUGAAAUUGCACUACUGAGCAUGACUGUUGGAUUGAAAAGUGCAGGACCCUAUUAUGAAUGGGUGGGAGCUGGCCUUACAAGUGUGAACAUCUCUGGAAUGAAAAAUGGAACCAUAGACUUGUCUUCAAAUAAUUGGGCAUACAAGAUUGGGUUGGAAGGUGAACACUACGGUUUAUUUAAGCCCGACCAAGGGAAUAACCAAAGGUGGAGGCCACAAUCUGAGCCACCAAAACAUCAGCCUUUGACAUGGUACAAGGUGAAUGUUGAUGUCCCACAAGGAGAUGACCCAGUUGGGCUAGACAUGCAGUCCAUGGGGAAAGGCCUGGUUUGGUUGAAUGGAAAUGCCAUAGGGAGGUAUUGGCCCAGGACAAGUCCUACUGAUGACAGGGCUGGAUGUGGAAAGCCAACUCAAAGAUGGUACCACGUCCCAAGGUCAUGGUUUCACCCAUCAGGGAACACCCUUGUGGUCUUUGAGGAGCAGGGUGGAGAUCCCACGAAGAUUACAUUCUCGAGGAGAGUCGCGACAAGUGUUUGCUCCUUUGUCUCGGAGAACUAUCCUUCCAUAGACUUGGAGUCCUGGGAUAAAAGCAUCUCAGAUGGUAACCCAGUAGCAGCAAAAGUAGAGCUGUCUUGCCCCAAGGGCAAAAACAUCUCUUCAGUCAAGUUUGCGAGCUUCGGAGACCCCAGUGGAACCUGCAGAUCCUACCAACAGGGAAGCUGCCACCAUCCAGACUCUCUAUCUGUUGUUGAGAAGGCCUGUCUGAACAUCAACAGCUGUACAGUUUCGCUGUCAGACGAGGGAUUCGGAGAAGAUCCAUGCCCCGGCGUCACCAAAACACUUGCCAUUGAAGCAGACUGUUCUUAA